AUGACUAGCAUUCGUCGUCUCGCUCUCUAUCUCGGAGCUUUGCUCCCAGCUGUCCUCGCUGCUCCCGCAGCCCUUCACAAGAAGCCUGAAGCUGUGCCUAACAAGUUCAUCAUCACUCUUAAAGAGGGUGCCUCUAUUGAUACCGACUCUCACUUGGCUUGGGUAAACGACAUCCACAGUCGUUCUUUGACCAAGCGUGGCACUGCUGGUGUCGAGAAGACUUACAACAUUCAUACUUGGAAUGCUUAUGCAGGCGAGUUUGACGAGGAAACACUCGAACAGAUCAAGUCCAACCCCGAUGUCGCAUCUGUUGAGCCAGACUACAUUAUGCAUCUGUCGGAUAUUGUUGAAGACAAGCGUGCUUUAACCACUCAAUCUGGUGCGCCUUGGGGCCUCGGCACUGUUUCCCACCGCACUUCUGGAUCCACAAGCUACAUUUAUGAUAGCUCUGCUGGCACCGGCACCUUUGCCUAUGUGGUUGACUCCGGUAUCAACACUUCUCACCAGCAAUUCGGCGGACGUGCCAGCCUUGGCUAUAAUGCCGCAGGAGGACAGCAUGUCGACACUCUCGGCCAUGGCACUCAUGUUUCUGGAACAAUUGCCGGCUCUACAUAUGGUGUUGCCAAGCAGGCUAGCCUAAUCUCUGUCAAGGUCUUUGCUGGCGAAAGCGCUUCCACCUCUGUUAUCCUUGACGGCUAUAACUGGGCUGUAAACGACAUCGUCUCGAAAAAGCGUGCUAGCAAGUCUGCUAUUAACAUGUCGCUUGGAGGCCCUGCCUCAUCCACCUGGACAACUGCCAUCAACGCAGCCUUUAACCAGGGCGUGCUUACCAUUGUCGCCGCUGGUAAUGGCGACUCUCUGGGGAACCCGCAGCCAGUCUCUGGCACUUCUCCUGCUAAUGUUGCUAAUGCUAUUACCGUUGCCGCACUGGACGUCAACUGGCGCACUGCUUCCUUCACCAAUUAUGGUGCUGGCGUUGAUGUCUUUGCCCCUGGUGUUAGCAUUCUGUCGUCUUGGAUUGGAUCCAACACUGCUACCAACACUAUCAGCGGCACUUCUAUGGCUACGCCUCACGUUGUUGGCCUGGCCCUCUAUCUUCAAUCCCUUGAGGGCCUCACCACUCCUACUGCUGUCACUAACCGAAUUAAGGCUCUGGCUACAUCUGGUCGUGUAACCGGAAGCCUUAACGGCAGCCCCAACGUUAUCAUCUUCAACGGAAACAGCUCUUAA
Trichoderma gamsii is the source of this 1230-nucleotide messenger RNA. RefSeq names its product subtilase. The transcript has 3 exons. Gene Ontology annotation, biological process: proteolysis. The record is from RefSeq and is a predicted model, not a curated record. Gene Ontology annotation, molecular function: serine-type endopeptidase activity. Lineage: Eukaryota; Fungi; Ascomycota; Sordariomycetes; Hypocreales; Hypocreaceae. The coding region runs from base 1 to 1230 and encodes 409 amino acids.